Molecule: messenger RNA, 1234 nt
Organism: Mugil cephalus (flathead mullet)
Lineage: Eukaryota; Metazoa; Chordata; Actinopteri; Mugiliformes; Mugilidae
Product: surfeit locus protein 4-like
Exons: 6
Coding region: 150-962 (270 amino acids)
Biological process (GO): Golgi organization
Cellular component (GO): membrane; endoplasmic reticulum; endoplasmic reticulum-Golgi intermediate compartment
Source: RefSeq, a predicted model, not a curated record
GGGGGGCGCGCUUCCGAGCAGCGCAGGGGAUUGUGGGUCGGAGGAGGCACCGGAGGACCAGUAUCACCACCAUCAUCUGCACCGCAGGCCGGACCAGGACGCUUCUCUCCGGACCUGUAGCCGAGCUGGGACGCGUCUGACCUGCGGCGAUGACCCGCGGAGACCUGGUGAACCGGGCGGAGGACGUAGCGGACCAGUUCCUGAGGGGGACCAGGCGGUACCUCCCCCAUGUGGGCCGGCUCUGCCUGGUGAGCACCUUCCUGGAGGACGGCGCCAGGAUGUGGUUCCAGUGGGCGGAGCAAAGCGACUACAUCGACUCCACCUGGAGCUGUGGACUCUUCCUCGCCAACGUCUUCGUCCUCAUCAACCUGCUGGGGCAGCUGGGUGGCUGUGUGUUGAUCCUCUCCAGGAACUACGUCCAUCCGUCCUGCUUCGCUCUGUUCGCUGUCAUCGCUCUGCAGACCGUGGCCUACAGCAUCCUGUGGGACGUCAAGUUCUUAAUGAGGAACCUGUCUCUGGGUGGAGGCCUCCUCCUGCUCCUGGCCGAGUCCAGAGAGGAGACGCGGAGCGUAUUCGCAGGAGUUCCUUCUCUGGGCCACCAGAGUUCCCCCAAGAACCUCCUCCAGCUGGGGGGGCGGGUCCUCCUGGUCCUGAUGUUCCUGACGCUGCUGCACUUUGACCUCAGCCUGUUCACAUUCCUCCAGAACGUGGUGGGGACGGGCCUCAUGGUCCUGGUGGUUCUGGGCUUUAAGACGAAGCUGGCGGCGCUGACGCUGGUGCUCUGGCUGCUCUGCCUCAACUUCACCGUCAACGCCUUCUGGAGCGUCGCCUCCUACAAACCCAUGCACGACUUCCUCAAGUACGACUUCUUCCAGACCACGUCGGUGAUCGGGGGCCUGCUCCUGGUGGUGGCCCUGGGCCCGGGGGGCGUCUCCAUGGACGAGAAGAAGAAGGAGUGGUGAGGAGGAGGAGGAGGAGGAGGAGGAGCAGCCUGCCUCUCUUCUAUUUAUUUCUGGUUUUACUCUGCUUCAGUCACAAUAAUGGAAUGAACUGACCUCUGACCCCUGUGAUGGCGGACGGUGCAGUGGCAGGAGGCGUCCUGCAGGUGGAGCUGUGGCCGUGAUCCCGUCUCUGUGGUUUUGUAUCAGUGUCGAUAAAGUUGUGACAAAGAGAGAUAAUUUUCUAUCUGCUGUUUUUUUAGGAGAUGUUUAAUAAAUCACACGCAUUCAGAAGA